Molecule: messenger RNA, 870 nt
Organism: Plasmodium yoelii
Lineage: Eukaryota; Apicomplexa; Aconoidasida; Haemosporida; Plasmodiidae
Product: fam-a protein
Exons: 5
Coding region: 1-870 (289 amino acids)
Source: RefSeq, a predicted model, not a curated record
AUGAAUAAAUUUUAUAUUCAAAUUGUUUUUUUUCUUUUAAUCAUAUUCUUAUAUGUGAAUAAUAAAGCUCUUGCAACUGAGGUUGCUCCAAGAAAAGAUACAAAACCCAAAUCAAAAAAAUAUACAAAACCUAAAUCAAAAAAAGAUACAAAAUCCAAAUCAAAAAAAUCGUAUCCUGCCAAUGAUAAUACAGAAGAAAUAUAUGAAAAAAACAAGCACAUGUUAUAUCCCGAUAUCAUAGAAACUUUAAAUGCGCGGAAUUUUAUGGGAAAUGCUUUAAUACAAUUAGAACAUCAUGCCACUAGUAAAGCUCGUUAUAAAUUAUUUUGUAGAAAUUAUGCUUACCAUAUGCUUUUUUAUAAAAAAAAAUUUCGAGGUCAUACAAAAAUUGAAAAAGUUGAAUAUGUAGUUUUUGAUUUGAAUAAGUAUAAUGAAAUAAUAAACGAGUUAUGGGAUCCAGAUAGUGACAAUUUUUUUUAUGUAGGCUCGGUUAAAAGAAAAAUUGUCCGUGUGUACAAUCCAAAUUUAGUAAUGAUACAACAACGUUCCAAAAAAUGGCCGUGGUCUCGUCAGAAAUAUUUUUAUGCUUUAGCUGCAAAAUAUAAAAUAUCAGAAAACAAAACUAUAAUUGUCAUGGCUUCAGGAAAUAUAAUUGAUCACAACAGUAAAAAUACGAAAUUCUUUCAAAACACAAUAAUAGACAAUCCAAAUUUAUUCAAAGCUGACAUCGAUUCUGAAGAUGAUAUUAGAAAUGGAAAAUUAAAAAAAAUGUUUGUUAACUUAAAUGGAUACAUUGUUGAAAAAGAAAAGGACUAUAUUUAUAUCACCUAUAUCGAAUCUAUAAGAAGUAUACAUAUUUUAAUAAUAUAA